GAAUUUUGAAGAAGAAAGAAGGGAAAAAGAAAAAACGGAGUAGUCGUAUGUUAUAGGGAGGGGCUGGUAUUGCGAAUUCAUUAGUCGCCUAUUCGGUCUGGCUUAACUCGAUUGAUUCGUGAAUUUCCGAAAUUAUUCAAGGAAAUUGCAAUUUCGGUUUAAUUUCUUCAUCGAAUCAUGGACGAAUCCCUAAUUACAAGAGGAAGUUUCAUUAUGGAUGAGAAGAGAAGAAGCGCAGCAGUUGAUAAAGGGGUGAAAAGGGAUGAUGAGAGCAACACUGGUGAUACAAAUCCAAAUCAUAAAAGGGUGAAAAGAGAUGCUGAUAAUACAAAUGCCGAAAAGGGAGAAGCAAGCAUCCGUGAUUUGAGACCACGGCGGCGUGACCGUGAAAAACUGUUGGCCUUACUUAACACAGAAAAGUAUAUGGAGUACUAUGUUAAUGCGGCAUUCCGAUCAAUACGUGAUAAUGAAGUGUUUAUAUUCCUGCAGAACGAUUAUUUUGUAAUCAAGUAUGAUCCCGAAACACCAGGGAAUGAUUGCCUAGUCAAAGGCCCUCUCUUGGUUUGCGAUGGCUUCCCCUCCCUUUACUCCUCUGGUUUUGAAGAGUAUGGAAUUGAUGCUGCUUUUGGUUGCCAUGGUGUCAAUGAAGCAUUUUUGUUUUCGGCUAUAGAGUGUGCCAAGAUAAGGUAUGAUUUAGACACACGAACAGGUGAUCUAAUAAAGGUCAAAGCCAUAAGGCCGACCUGGAGAAUGUUUCCCUGCCUGGGUGUGCUAGAGAGUGUUGUUUUCAACGCUGCCUUUGAAUACACGGUUGUUGAUGAAGCUUAUCUUUUUCAAGGCUCACGAUAUGUUCUCCUUAACUACUCCAAGCGGAAGCUCAUCGCCAGUGGUCUCAUAACUGAUGCUUUUCCAUGCUUGCGGGAUACCAUCUUCUCAAGUGACAUUGGAGCUGCCUUUGCCUCGCACAAGUCUAAUCAAGUCUACCUUUUCAAAGACAAGUCUUAUAUGCUCCUACACUAUAACCCUCGUGAACCCGACGACGUCACGACAGCUACAUAAUCGAUGGUCCCGGGGAGAUUGUUCCCGUCAACUGGCCUUCUUUACGCGGCAUAGUGCCUUACAAUUGCUGGGGACGUGGAGAUAUCUCGCCCAAAACAUGGAAAGCAGGCUGGACCGUUGAUGGCUGGGUUAAAAUUGCAUAGAAAGUUCUGUGCCUUGUGAAGCGCAUCAAUCAGCGUUUGAGACUGGACUAUGUCACACAUUAACUCUUAAGCAGAUUGCAAUCUGUCCUUGUGUUUUUCAAUGUAGACUACUCGUAUUAGAGUUCUUUAGAAGUUUGAGACUGGUUCCACAUAAUUACAGUCUGUUUUAAGUCACUAAUCUGUGCUUAUUUCUAUAACUUUUAUUUUUUUACUUACGCAAGUAAAAGAAGUGGAUCAUAAAAACAGUUUAGGUUGUAAACUGUAAUUUCUAUUUUGUGACUGAGAAAUCAAAUGAGCCUCAACUUGUUUCUGAGUUGGGUUUAGAAUCA
Molecule: messenger RNA, 1531 nt
Organism: Beta vulgaris subsp. vulgaris (sugar beet)
Lineage: Eukaryota; Viridiplantae; Streptophyta; Magnoliopsida; Caryophyllales; Amaranthaceae
Product: albumin-2
Exons: 2
Coding region: 178-1059 (293 amino acids)
Source: RefSeq, a predicted model, not a curated record